Dioscorea cayenensis subsp. rotundata (Guinea yam) is the source of this 3271-nucleotide messenger RNA. RefSeq names its product pantothenate kinase 2-like. Gene Ontology annotation, biological process: coenzyme A biosynthetic process. Bases 159 to 2882 code for a protein of 907 amino acids. Lineage: Eukaryota; Viridiplantae; Streptophyta; Magnoliopsida; Dioscoreales; Dioscoreaceae. Gene Ontology annotation, cellular component: cytosol; nucleus. The record is from RefSeq and is a predicted model, not a curated record. Gene Ontology annotation, molecular function: ATP binding; pantothenate kinase activity. The transcript has 24 exons.
AAGACCAUUAGCUACUGUCAAACUUCGAUGCUUUUCCAUCCGGUUCGUAUAAAACGUCUUCGUCUUCGCAGAACCAGUGAGAAACCCUCGCACGAAACCCCAAUUUCCCGGUUUGGAUUUCCAUUCAAUUCACUCGGAGUUUGGCAGGUGGUGGAUUAAUGGCGGACAACCAAACCAACAACAAGACUGGCUGUGAAAGUGAAAGAGGGGACUUAGAGGAGAAUAUAGAGGACAAGGAGGAUAAGGAGGGGGAGAAGGAAGUGUCUGCUGCAUCAUCGAAUCCAAUGCAGCGCUCAAGCUCACGCCCACAGCUCGAUGUCAGCAGAGCUGCAAUCCAGGGUGAUUUCGAUGAUAGGAACCCGACGAUAUUGUUGCCUAAUCAGUCUGAUGACAUCUCGCAUUUGGCACUGGAUAUUGGAGGAUCUCUCAUUAAGUUGGUCUACUUUUCAAGACAUGAAGAGAAUCCAUCUGAUAACUGGAGGAAGAGAGCCAUAAAACAGCGGUUCGGGGUUUCUAAUGUGAACAGGAGAAGUUAUCCAAUCCUUGGAGGGAGGCUACAUUUUGUUAAGUUUGAGACUGGGAAGUUGAAUGAGUGCCUGGAUUUUAUUUCAUCUAAGCAACUGCAUCAUGGUGGAAUUGAUUCACCAUCAUGGAAUGCCGGCAUUCGGCCUGUUGAAAACCCUAUAAUCAAGGCCACAGGUGGCGGGGCAUACAAAUAUGCAGAUGUCUUUAACGAGAGGCUUGGGGUUAGUAUUGACAAGGAAGAUGAAAUGAACUGCCUUGUUGCUGGAGCUAAUUUUUUGCUUAAGGCAAUCCGUCAUGAAGCCUUCACACACAUGGAUGGGCAAAAGGAUUUUGUGCAGAUUGAUCAUAAUGACUUAUUCCCAUAUCUUCUUGUAAAUAUUGGCUCUGGAGUUAGUAUGAUAAAGGUGGAUGGAGAUGGUAAGUUUGAGAGAGUUAGUGGGACAAAUGUUGGAGGAGGCACUUACUGGGGCUUGGGAAGGCUUUUGACAAAGUGCAAGAGCUUUGAUGAGUUGUUAGAGUUGAGCCAACAAGGAGACAAUAGUAAGGUUGAUAUGCUUGUUGGAGAUAUAUAUGGUGGCAUGGACUAUUCUAAGAUUGGUCUCUCAGCAUCAACUAUUGCAUCCAGUUUCGGAAAGGCCAUUUCUGAAACCAAGGAGCUUUCAGAUUACCGACCUGAAGAUAUUUCCUUAUCCCUGUUGAGGAUGAUUUCAUACAACAUUGGACAGAUUUCAUAUUUGAAUGCACUUUGGUAUGGGCUUAAAAGGAUCUUUUUUGGAGGAUUUUUCAUUCGAGGUCAUGCUUACACCAUGGAUACAAUUUCCUUUGCAGUGCAAUUCUGGUCCAAAGGACAAGCGCAAGCCAUGUUUUUGCGGCAUGAGGGCUUUCUAGGAGCACUUGGUGCAUUCAUGAGCUAUGAAAAGCAUGGCCUUGAUGACUUGAUGGCACAUCAACUUGUUGAGCGCUUCCCAAUGGGGGCUCCUUAUGUGGGUGGAAAGAUACAUGGUCCUCCCCUUGGUGAUCUGAAUGAAAAAAUUUCAUGGAUGGAGAAGUUUCUGCAGAAGGGCACAGAGAUUACAGCUCCUGUGCCAAUGGCUCCACCUGGAACGACUGGUAUGGGCGGUUUUGAUCGUCCUUCUUCCAAGGGUCAUAUGUUGCGGUCAGAUGCAAGUGCUGCGCUAACUAUUGGUGUUCUUCAUCUUGUACCUUCAUUGGAGGUUUUCCCUUUGCUGGCGGAUCCGAAGACGUAUGAACCGAACACAAUCGAUCUAUCUGAUCGAACAGAGCUUGAGUACUGGUUCACUGUUCUAUCUGAGCAUACACCCGAUCUUGUUGAUAAGGCUGUAGCGAGUGAAGGUGGAACUGAUGAUGCUAAAAGAAGGGGUGAUGCCUUUGCCCGUGCUUUGUCUGCUCACUUGGCCAGGUUGAUUGAAGAGCCUGCUGCUUAUGGAAAACUUGGCUUAGCAAACCUUUUGGAGCUGAGGGAAGAAUGCUUAAGAGAGUUUCAGUUCAGGGAUGCUUACAUCUCUAUCAAACAAAGGGAAAAUGAAGCUUCUCUUACUGUUUUGCCAGACCUGCUCAUGGAGCUUGACAGCAUGAAUGAGGAGGACAGACUUCUUACUCUUGUUGAAGGAGUUCUCGCUGCAAAUAUCUUUGAUUGGGGAUCUCGUGCUUGUGUUGACCUUUAUCAUAAAGGAACAAUCAUUGAAAUUUAUCGCAUGAGCCGAAAAAAGAUGCAGCGACCUUGGAGAGUGGAUGACUUUGACAAAUUCAAGGAAAGGAUGCUAGGUUGUGGAGAAAAGAAGUUUCAGCCAUAUAAAAAAGCAUUGCUUUUCGUGGAUAAUUCAGGUGCUGAUAUCAUUCUCGGAAUGCUUCCACUAGCUAGAGAACUCCUUCGACAGGGAACUGAGGUUGUCCUCGUUGCAAAUUCUUUGCCAGCUUUAAACGAUGUUACAGCUUAUGAACUUCCUGAAAUUGUAGCUGAAGCUGCGAAGCACUGUGAUAUACUUCGGAAGUCUGCUGAAGCUGGAGGGCUGCUUGUGGAUGCAAUGGUUAAUGCUCAGGAUGGGUUAAAAGCGUCAUCACCUUCGGUUCCACUUAUGGUUGUUGAGAAUGGAUGUGGGAGCCCUUGCAUAGAUUUCCGGCAGGUCAGCUCUGAGCUUGCUGCCGCUGCCAAAGAUGCAGACCUGAUUAUCUUGGAAGGAAUGGGUCGCUCGCUGCAUACAAACUUUAAUGCCAAGUUUAAAUGCGAUGCUUUAAAGCUUGCCAUGGUGAAGAAUCAGAGGUUAGCUGUAAAAUUGUUUAAUGGGAAGUUAUAUGAUUGUGUUUGCCGAUUUGAACCUGCAGCUCAGCAUUCAUGAAUCAUGUUUUCUGAGACUUUUGGGGGCUGAUCUUUGUGGCUGAAUUAAUCAUUUUGGCUUCACUUGCUUGGACUGGAGCUUUUGACUGUCAAGAACCUUUUUGUUCCUCUGGUUGUGUUUUAUACAUGAAUAAAUCAACAAAUGCAUUUUUUUUCUGCAGAGAUUUAAAUACAAAAAAAGAAAACUCAGGUGCUACUGUCAUAGCUAAGGGUUAAAACAUUUAACUCCCAUGCGGGAGGUUGAGCUAUCAACUCCCUUUCAAUGCAUGAUUGAAAUAUAAAUAGGGUGGCUGGUCGACAUUAUAAAAAGUUGUGGGUAAAACAUUUAAUCAAGUCAAGUAUAGUUUGAAGAUUAUUUUAUUAUCAAAUAAAUAACCUGAUUUGCUAAAA